Monomorium pharaonis (pharaoh ant) is the source of this 4000-nucleotide messenger RNA. Its product is annotated as presequence protease, mitochondrial. NCBI's taxonomy places the organism in Eukaryota, Metazoa, Arthropoda, Insecta, Hymenoptera, Formicidae. The transcript has 3 exons. Gene Ontology annotation, cellular component: mitochondrial matrix. Gene Ontology annotation, molecular function: metal ion binding. The coding region runs from base 623 to 3736 and encodes 1037 amino acids. The record is from RefSeq and is a predicted model, not a curated record. Gene Ontology annotation, biological process: protein processing.
AAAAUUUUUAUCAAGAAUAUACUCUCAUAUAUAAAUUGUAAUAUAAAUUAUAAACGUAAGUUCGUAUUUUUAGUAUAGAUACACUUGAAUUGUUAAUAAUUUUAUUCAGAAAUACUAAUGGUACUAGUUUUCUAAUAACCAGUAGAAGAAAGUUGCAUGUGUAUCAAUUAUUAGCAUAUUUAUUUUUUAAAUUUUGAUUGUUUGUCGUUUCCUAGCAAAAAAAUGGGAUAAUAAAAGAAAAAAUUUUCAGCGAUAAUCACUGAUGUAAAAUAUAGGUUAAGUAAAAUGUAAGUUCGUCUUUUAACCUCUCUAAGCACGUUGGCUGUUGAACGAGAAUCUCAGUGUAAAUUUUUUUCUAUGAAUCUUGCAAAUGCAUAAGACACUCGACAGACAGUUUUGCAACAGAUUGAUGAAAAAACAUUCCGAGUUGUCAUUUUAAUAAGCCAAGACGAAUCGUGAGAUUUCUCCUUUACUCAGAUUGAUAUUGCAUAAUAUUUUAAAGUGGAAUGUCUGUCAGUGAUAGUGUCUGUUGCAAUUCAACUUAUAUAUAAAUUUGUGAUCCUUUGAGAGAGAAUUGGCGUAGCUUGACUUCCUGUCAUUUCAAACGCAAAAGCACUACAAAAUGCUGAGACUAUUGAAGUUAUCAAAGAAUUCGCUCUUGAAAGGCACAGCUUUACAGCAACAAAACGUUGCGUAUCGUGCCUUUCGGUCGUCGACCAACGUCGCGUCGAGUGCAUUGCAUUCGAGAAAAGAGGUAACACAGGACGAGCUGGUCAAGUUCAAGAAGGACGAGAUCAUUCACGGGUUCAUAGUCGACGAGGUUUCGAGCGUAGACGAGCUGUUUCUCAUUGCAGUGAGGUUGACGCAUCUGAGCACAGGCGCACAGUAUCUGCAUCUGGCCAGGGAUGAUACCAACAACGUAUUCUCCAUUGGAUUUCGCACAACUCCCAUGGACUCUACGGGACUGCCUCACAUUUUGGAGCACACCACACUGUGCGGCAGCGAAAGGUAUCCCUGCAGGGAUCCAUUCUUCAAGAUGCUGAGACGAUCCCUGGCCACGUUCAUGAACGCCAUGACUGGACCAGACUACACCAUAUAUCCAUUUUCGACGCAGAACUUGAAAGAUUAUCGCAAUCUACAGUCAGUUUACCUAGACUCGGUCUUCAAACCGAAUUUGCGGGAGCUGGACUUUCGGCAGGAGGGAUGGAGACUGGAGCACACGGAUGUCAACGACAAGAGCUCCCCCAUCGUGUUCAAAGGGGUGGUUUUUAACGAGAUGAAGGGGGUCUUCAACGACAACCAGGCCAUCAUGGCGGAACGCUUGUUGAAUUCAAUUCUACCGAGUCAUACUUAUUCCGUGAUUUCCGGUGGUGAUCCCCUUGUUAUACCCAAUCUGCAGUAUGUCGAUCUUCUCAACUUCCACAUGAAGUACUACCAUCCUUCCAAUUCGCGCUUUUAUUCUUAUGGAAAUUUUCCACUGGAGGAUCAUCUGAAAUUCAUCAACGAUCGGUAUCUUUUUCUAUCUGAUAGGACAGAUCCCUCCAUGUCGGAAGUGCCGGCGGAAAAGCGGUGGAGCGAAACUAGAAGGGAGCAUAUCACAUGCAAACCCGAUCCGCUGCUCGCAGAUCCCAACAGACACGGCACCAUCGCUAUCGCGCAUUUAUGCAACGACAUAACUGACAUACAAAAAACUUUCGAAAUGUACGUGCUGUCGCAGCUAUUGCUAAGAGGUCCAAAUUCGGCGUUCUACAAGUCAUUAGUCGAAUCGAAUAUAAGCACCAGCUUCGGACCAUUCACAGGUUUCGAUUCGCAGUGCAGAGAUACGAUGUUCGUAGUGAGUUUGCAAGGAGUGAAGCCGGAGGACUUCGAGAAGGUCGAGAGUAUCUUCGACGAAACCGCGCGAAAAGUUAUCGAGGAAGGAUUCGAGAAAGAUCACAUCGAAGCCGUUCUGCAUGGCAUCGAGCUUCAGGUGAAGCAUCAGACAUCCAACUUUGGAUUGAACCUGCUCUUCAAUCUGACGUCACUGUGGAAUCACAACGGUGACCUGAUACAGGCGUUACGAAUUAAUGACGCAAUGAGGAAACUCAAGUCGCGAAUGAGAGAAGAUCCCAGAUAUCUGCAAAGUUUAAUCGAGACUUAUCUCAGGAACAAUAAUCACAGAUUGAUCUUAACAAUGUCGCCUGAUGAAAAGUAUGAGCAGAACAAAGUGCUCGCCGAACAGGAGUUGCUGAAAACGAAGCUGGAGGAGCUUUCUGCAGAGGAGAGGGAACAAAUAUACAAAAACGGAAAAAUCCUGCUCGCAGAGCAACAGAAGAAGGAGGACGUUGGAGUCUUACCGACGUUGAAGAUAGAGGACUUGAAGGCCGACGUGGAUAGAUACAAGACUACUGACUUGGAGGUAUCCGGUGUGCCUCUGCAGUUAUCCGUGCAACCGACGAAUGGGAUCUCCUAUUACCGUGGGAUACUCAACACGCAGGCACUACCAGUCGAAUUAAAACAACUGAUACCACUGUUCAACUAUGUUGUCGCGAAAAUGGGCACACAGAAUUACGACUAUAGAACUUUCGAUCAGAUGAUGCAACUGAAGACCGGCGGUCUGAGUUUCAUAAAUCACAUUGCCGAACACAAGGAGAGUGAACUGAAGUAUGAAGAGGGGAUUCUCAUAAAUUCGUACUGCUUGAAUCGUAAUUCGAAUGACAUGUGGAAACUGUGGACCGAGCUGUUCAACAACGUUAAGCUAACCGACCUUCAAAGAUUCGAAACGCUUGUGAAGAUGAACGCGGCUGAUUUGAUUAAUGGAAUCUCGCACGCCGGUCACAUGUAUGCGAUGAGCAGCGCCGCUAGCUUGGUCUCCCCGAUAGCCCGAGCUAAGGAAAGCCUUUCAGGACUGCAGUACAUCGCAAGGAUGAAAAAAGUAGCACAGAUACGCGACUUGACUCCCUUGUUGCACAACAUGCAGGAAAUAGCCGAUCACGUCUUGAACAAGAAACACCUACGGUCGGUUAUUAAUUUAUCCGAGGAACACCAGGACGACGUUCUCCAUGGUAUUCACGCGUUCUACGAUUCGCUGAAAGGUCGCACGGAGAAUUCGCAUAUCAUCACCAGUGAUCAGAACGUCGAUACGAAAAAGAGCAGCUAUCACCAUGUGCUGCCAUAUACAGUCAACUAUUGCUCUAAGGCCAUUUUGACCGUUCCGUAUAUGAAUCCGGAUUACGCGGCGUUACGCGUGCUGUCCAAGUUAAUCACCUCCGUGUACCUGCAUCCGGAGAUUCGAGAGAAAGGCGGAGCUUACGGCGGAGGCGCGAAGCUAACGUCAGAGGGAAUUUUUGCCUUUUACUCCUACAGAGAUCCAAAUUCCACUCGUACCUUCGAUCUGUUUGACAAAACAUAUGAUUUUCUAGUCCAAUAUCCAUUACCCCAGAGUGAUGUAGAUGAGGCGAAGCUGGGAAUUUUUCAACAAAUUGACGCUCCUAUUCCUCCUAGUAAUCGAGGUCUAACUAAAUUCAUGAACGGUAUCACAGACGACGAUCUUCAGAGGCAAAGGGAGCAGUUGAAGGCCGUGACUAAGGAGCAACUGUUGCACGUAGCAAAAAAGUAUCUGAAACCGGACCAAAACGAUAUCAGAGUGGGCCGUUCGCUUAUUGGACCUACAAAUAUGGAUAUUUUAAAUAGGCACAAAGAAAAUUGGCUGGUGUUGAAUCAAGAAGAAACGGAUCGAGCACAGGCCACAGACUAAAUAAAAGUCAAAAAUAUUAUUUUUGUUAUUUUCAUAAUGACAAGCGUUUCGUUUUAUGUUAAGCUGUAAAUGUGUCGACGCUGUUAUUAUAUAUUAGAAAUUGAAUAACAACGCGUGUUACUUAACUCCAUGUUAAGUAUUAUAGUUAACUCCAUGUUAAGUAUUAUAGUUAACUCCAUGUUAAGUAUUAUAAUUUAUGAUAUUUUUAUGUAUCAAAUGUAUUCCAGUUAAAGGAAUAAAAAUAAAUAUUUUGUUUAAUUUAUA